CCAAAACAGGAACACGGCAGCUCCAUAAGAGACCGCAGCGGUUUCAUAAACAGCCGGAGCAUCGCAGCCGGCCAGCGACCAGCGACCAGCGGGCACCAUAAUCAGAGGCUAUUCGCCUGUCCGUGUCGACGCUCACAGCGCUGCCUCAGGGCGACUGACUCGUUCCCCUCGCCUUACAGUUCGACGGAAGGGUGAACAGUGAAUGGAAGAGACUGAGUAGAGUCUGCGUGAGCCGGAAUGAAGAAGUUCUAUUUUGUGGAGCCGGUGUUUGCCGCGUACGCCUUUGCCAGUUUUUUGGGGUAUCCUCUGGUACAGCAGUAUGUGUACCGCCGACUGUGGAAGGACAUUACCAACACCUCUUACCCAGCAAUGAACACUUCUUCCAGAUGUAGCACGAACAGCAGUAAUCAUUCAAGCCACCAAGAAUGGUCAGGACCCCCAUGGACCCUCACAGAGCAGGAGGUGCAGAAAGCCGCUUCACUGUUCUCCAUGUAUUCGGAGCUCUUCUCUUUGAUCCCGAGUCUCCUAGUGACCCUCAUCCUGGUGGCCUACAGUGACCAGCGGGGCCGCAAGAUCACCAUCAUCCUCCCCCUCAUUGGCUCUCUGGUGUACUGCCUGUCCUUCCUUGCCAUAUCCAUCUUCGAGCUCAACCUCUACCUGCUCAUCGCAGCCUCCUUUGUGAGCGCCCUGUUUGGGGGCAUAGGCACCAUGCUGGGUGGCUGCUUCUCCUAUGUGGUCGACCUGUGCGAGGACGGCAAGCAGAAGACCCUGCGCAUCGCUGGUCUGGACAUGGUAUUUGGGCUGGUCUCCGGAGUGGCUUUGGUCUGCACUGGCUACUUCUUGAGGGUGGCCGGGUUUAACUGGCCCUUUUUCACCGCUGCCGUGUGCCAUUUGGUCAACCUGCUGUAUGCAGUCUUCCUUCUGGAGGAAAGCAGGGUGGUUGAAAGAACAGUGGACAGCAGUACUAGUGGCGGAGAGAUGAACAAGCUUACGUUUGGGAUCUAUAACCUCUUUGCCCAGGGCAGCAGGAGAAGGAACGGUCUCUUGGUGCUUCUCAUAGUCAUCUUCUGCUCCUUCAGCUUCGCCAACUUCGGUGGCCUAACUGUGGUUACGCUUUAUGAGCUUAACGAGCCGCUUUGUUGGAGCGAGAUCCUCAUCGGCUAUAGCUCGGCUCUCUCCAUGGUCAUGUUCAUCACCAGCUUCAUUGGCGUGUACGUACUGUCGCGCUGCCUGCCUGACCUGGCCAUCAUCUUCAUCGGGAUGCUGUCCGUCUUCAUAGGCAUGACUGUGAUGGCCUUCGCCAGAACCACACUGAUGAUGUUUCUUGUGAGGAUCCCUAUGCUCCUGGCCAUCAUGCCUUUCCCGGUCUUGCGCUCCAUGUUGUCAAAGGUGGUCUCAAAGUCCGAGCAGGGUGCGCUCUUCGCCUGCGUGGCCUUCGUUGAUAGCCUGUUCACUAAUUUAGGGAGUGCAGCGUUCAACAAUGUCUACAGCAUCACGGUGACCUGGUUCCCCGGCUUUGUCUUCCUCCUCGCUGCUGGACUCUGCCUCAUUCCAAUGAGUCUGCUAUGCGCUCUUCGAUUUUUCCACUUUGAAGAUGGCAGUGAAUCCGAGGGACUCUUGGCAGAAGAGGACACUCAAGUAACAGACAGCCCCCCUGUGGCCUGAGGAGCACAGGGACGACGCAGAUCUCCGCCCCUCUCUGCACCUGCUGGAGGCGUCUCUGUGCUCGGGGACCAUCGCUGCACUUUCAACGUAGUCACUUCUUAAACAGGCCUUUGCACUUUCAGGUCUUCUAUAAAAAGCCAAAACUGCAAGGGGGCAGUGAUGAAAUGAAAAUGAGUAAAUGUAAAAAUAACUUAGCUUAGUAAGGUCAGAGUUGCUCAGUGAGGACAUUCAAAGGGAGGUUGUUUACAUUUCUAAGGAAAUUAAUUAAGUUAGGUGUCUUGCUCAAGGACACUGUAUGUAGGAAAUGUAUCUGUGUUUGCAGAGUGAAGGGUAUUCGAUGCUGUAAGCUGCCAAAACAUCCCAACGCAAGAAGGGCUUUUUCCCACAAAUAUGCAAAUUUUUAACAUGCAGCAAGUUUGCAGGUAAAAUAGGAAAAAAAAAAGAAAGUUGGCUUCACCUCACACAGGUGUUCUGCCUAAAACUGUUAGUUAUUAUUGAUUUAUUAACUCUGUUAACAUGACUGCAAUUUUUUUUUAACCUAUUUUCACAUUUGCAGCGUGAAACAUCCUGGUUCCACCUUUUUCUCUGUAUUUAAAAGGGAGAAAAAAAAAAUCUCUAAAUAGCACUAAUUUGCUGAGUUUUGCAUUGGAAAAGUAAAAUAUGCAGGAUUGUGCGAAUAACUUCAUUUAUUUAAUUUCCAGCUAUUUUCAGUUAUUCGUUAAAAUGACUUAUUUUA
Pygocentrus nattereri (red-bellied piranha) is the source of this 2401-nucleotide messenger RNA. Its product is annotated as solute carrier family 46 member 3. The coding region runs from base 238 to 1665 and encodes 475 amino acids. Gene Ontology annotation, cellular component: lysosomal membrane. Gene Ontology annotation, molecular function: transmembrane transporter activity. Gene Ontology annotation, biological process: vacuolar transmembrane transport. The transcript is spliced from 8 exons. The record is from RefSeq and is a predicted model, not a curated record. Lineage: Eukaryota; Metazoa; Chordata; Actinopteri; Characiformes; Serrasalmidae.